This is a messenger RNA of Camelina sativa (false flax), 1716 nucleotides long. The record is from RefSeq and is a predicted model, not a curated record. Lineage: Eukaryota; Viridiplantae; Streptophyta; Magnoliopsida; Brassicales; Brassicaceae.
UACCCAUAUAUGCAUGGAGUUUUGAAAAUUACAUGAUCAUCUAAAACACUAUAACUCAACCACUAGUCCACCACUACAUUUUUAAUAUUACUACAAAAACUGGUAGGUGAAAGAAUAUUAGAAAGUUCAAUUCAAUCUGUCCAUGUGUUUUAAAUUACCUUUAGUCAAAUUAUAUAUAUAAAAAAUUGAGUUAAAAACAAAAUUCGUAACUUCAAAAUAUUUAUAAACUAAUUUUACGUUUAAGACAUACAUAAUUUAAUUUAUAAAAGCAUUGUUAUCAUUGAGAUUUGAGAAUAUAUGAAAUUUCUAUUUCUAAGAAUAUUUAGAAUUAAAUUUAUUUUUACGGGAUUCAUUAAACCAUUCAAAAAACAUUAACUAAUAACAUAUAUGAUGUGACACCUAAACGUCUCUCCGCCGCUCCAAACAGAUCUAAAACCUAAAUUUUCCUUUCUCUCUCAGAUCGAAACCAUGUCUGAUGUCCCCGUCAAGCUCUCCAGUUCAACAGUAGUCAUCUGGGACUUGGAGGAAUGCCCGAUCCCAGAAGGUCUAGAUGCUUCCGAUGUUUGUAGAAAACGUAAAUGAGUCGCUUCAUCAGGGUGAGGGUUAUGUUCUAAUCAGGGCAUACUUGGACUUUUUUAAGUUCAUUGGUGAAAUUGGAGGUAGUACUGUAGAAAUUAUACACGUACCUUCAGAAGCUAAAGAUGAGAGACGUAAAAAGAUUUUAGUGGAAUUGUUAGGAUUUGUAGUCAGAUGCUAUUACACACCAGUAAACAUAAUGCUCAUCGUUGGAGACAUCUCAGAACAUCACCAGUUCAGAAGGGCUCUCAUCUUUUUGAAAAAUCAGAAUUUCCACAAUGUUUUUUUGGCACUGCCUCAUGUUCCAUCAUCCGAUCGAGGAGGUCCUUGAUACAGUAAGUGGGUUUUGGCUUUGGAAAAAGCCUAUCGCUGGGAGGAACUCCUCGUUUUUUCUCUCCCUUUCCAAAUGUGGGCCUUGCGAGGCAUAUCGACUUGUCCUGUAAGAACGCAGACAGUAAGAAGACAUGUGUUUUCUGGGACGUCGUGGAUUGCCGGAUGCCUGAAGGUUACGGUGGUGUGAGGGAUGUUUCGCACAACAUUAGACAGUCCCUUAAGAAAUCCGGUUACAAGGGUGAGGUAUCCAUCAAUGCUCAUGUGAAUCAGACCAAUGAUGAUUUUAACGAGUAUGCUUCUACCGACCCGGGAUUCAAGAUCAUACUUGCUCCACCAGGAGAUAGAGAUGCUAGACUUGAGAUGCUUCUAGUGGACCUUAAAAAUCGUCCACCUGCAAAUUAUAUGCUUAUCCUUGGGGACAUCUUCGUGGGAGAUAAUGAUUACAGGGAGUUCGUCAGGGCAUUUGUCACCUUGAAACGUUACACGUGUCUCUUGGCACAGCCUCAAAAGUCUGUAGUGAUGGAUUAUGCGGUAACGAAAUGGCUUUGGAAAAGCCUAUCAACUGAAGGAGACCAUCUUGAUGCUGCCCAAAGCGAAAGUUCACAAGGUGUUGACAAUUCUUCUAGUGCAAGUAGUUCAUAAGGUGUCUCUCAUUGCGUAGCCCUGAAGUCUAUAUAUGCAGAGAAAAAUUGUGGAGCUACUCAGGGUUAUUUUCUUACUUUUGUUUCGAUGUCGGUCUCUUCUCUUCCUAGUUUCUCUUUCAUUUUAGUGCAUUAAAAUUCGGUUUUGAAAGGCUGCUAUCCAAUA